AUGUCUGAACCGCAGUCAGAUGCCGAUAAGAUUCGCAAUAAGAGACUUGCAAAGUUAGGCACGCAGACGAGCUCGACGCCAUCGCCAUCGUCAGAAUCUCCAGUCAGCAGCACAUCGCCAUCUACGCAACCGCCCCGCGACAGUAAUGCCAGCAUUAAUGCGACACCUCAGCAAGCUACAAACCAGGGAGCAGCAACGCAGGGGAAGCGGAUCAGAAUAACACCGGCUGCAUCUAGCGACACAACACCGUCGUCUACACCAACGCCUUCGAAACGGCAAACCCCGCGGUCAGAGGAGACUCUCGAGGCGUUUGAGGACAGAACACUUCGCGCACUGUUCUGCAUCACCCUCGAUGAAAGCCAACAGAGGGAUAUCCACGGUCAAAAACUGACAUACCUCUCGGAUCUCAAGUCUGAGCUCGAGGAAGAUGGGUCGGCGGUGCGGGUGUCUGUUGGAGUGCUGGACCAGGCGAUCCUAGAAGCAGCGUCGAAUACCGGUCAAACCCCACCUUUAAAUUACCUUUUGCCGUGCUGGAAACGUGUAAGGCGAUUGUUAAAGGGCUUUAGAAAGACGUCAAAUGAUGAUCCUCGAUUCGCUGUGUUGAGCGAGGCAAAACGGCUAUGUCUGAGCUAUUGUAUUUUUGCCAUCACGAUGCCAGAUAUGUUCAAUGCCGCUCCAACCGCUCGAACUCCUUUGGUUCCUCACCUCCUCCUUGACGUCGAAGACGACCGGGGCAUCGAUUUUGAUUUUAUUGCAGAAAUAGUGAAGCAGUUUGACGAGCAGGAUGAUUUGAAGACAACCAUCAUUGCCUCUGUCGAACAACUAAGCCAAGAGUUGUCUUCCAAGACGAUGAACGACGACUUUAAACCUUAUGUAGCGGCUUUGAGAAAUCUUGUUCAUCAUGCCGCUAUUGGCUCCGCCAUAACAGAGUCUUCCCUAUUCUUAGCCUCUGCAGAACCUGCAACGUUUGAACUUGUUACAUUACUUGGCCCGUGGUUCCGUCUGUCUCCGCUGCAAGGCCCUGUGACUUCGACGUACUUUUCCAGUCCAAAAACUAGAGACCAAGGAUUCAUCAUGAACUCGCAACGGUCGCUUCGAAUGACGCAGCAGCUUCUCAGCUCUGAUCUCUUGGAUAUCAUAAACCAUCUUAUUAGGGCUUCCAAAGAUGCGAGAGAAAAGGUACUCGAUUGGCUUGCGACUGCGAUUAAUCUGAAUCACAAGAGGAGGGCUAUGCAGGUUGAUCCCAAAACUGUGUCUUCUGAUGGAUUCAUGUUCAACAUCACGACAUGUCUAGAUCAGCUCUGCGAGCCGUUUAUGGAUGCAGCUUUCACAAAGAUUGACCGUAUCGAUUCGGAUUACCUUCACAGAAAUCCUCGGGUUCAAUUGCGAGAUGAAACCAAGAUCAACGCAGACCAACAUCAGUCUGACGAAUUCUAUUCCAGGAAAGCGGAUGGCACUUCGAACUUUAUCACUGAAAUAUUCUUCCUAACCGUUGCCGCUCACCACUAUGGCAGUGAGUCGUUAACAUCGAAGCUUGAACAGUUGGAGAAGGAUCUUCGGCAUAUGGAGUCCACUGUCAACAAGUUCGAAUUGGAACGACACAAAUGGAUCCAUAACCCAGCUCAAUUACGGACUUUUGAGGAUGCGUUGAAAAAGUACAAGGACAGGCUUGACCUAGGACUUUCCCUCAAGUAUAGUCUCCAGGGGGUACUGUUUGACAGUUUGUGGCAAACGCGAUCCAUGCAGUUUAUGAGAUAUGUCAUCGUCUGGCUGCUUCGUCUCAUUUCCGGUGUUGAUUUUCCCAAAAAGAAGAUCGCGCUACCGCUGCCAGAAGAUCCUGAGGAGGUUUUCAAGUGUCUACCCGAAUAUUUUAUUGACGACAUUGUGAGCAACUUCAAAUUCAUCAUGUGGUCCAUGCCACAGAUUAUCACAGCUACGCAGGGCGACGAGCUUGUGAUGCUUUGCAUCGCGUUCCUUGAGAGUUCGCAGUAUAUUAAGAAUCCUUACCUAAAAGCUGGUCUCAUUUCAAUUCUCUUCCGUGGAACGUGGCCUCGCCCGGGCGGAGCCCGCGGAGUUCUCGUGGAUUUGCUCAAUUCGAUGCCGUUUGCUACCGAAUAUCUCCUCCACUCUGUGAUGAAGUUCUACAUCGAGGCUGAGUUCACCGGUACCCAUACUCAGUUCUUUGACAAGUUCAAUAUCCGAUACGAAAUUUUUCAGAUCAUCAAGUGUAUUUGGGGCAACCCGGCGUACAGAGAACAGCUAUCGAAUCAAGCACAGCAGAAUCUCGACUUUUUUGUACGAUUUGUGAAUCUUCUCCUGAACGAUGUCACUUUUGUCCUUGACGAAUCGUUCACGGCAUUCAUCACCAUCCACGACACCCAAGAAGUCCUCAACCGGGAAGGAAACACGAUGGAGCAGACCGAGCGACAAGAAAAGGAAGAAGCCUUGUCAGCAGCGCAGGGAAGGGCCAAGUCAUACAUGCAAUUGACAAACGAAACCGUGGCCAUGCUCAAACUCUUCACCGAGGCACUCGCAGAUUCCUUCACAAUGCCGGAGAUUGUCCAACGACUGGCUGACAUGCUCGACUACAAUCUCGACGCAAUGGUAGGCCCGAGAAGCUCGAAUUUACGGGUCGGCAAUCUCCAAGAAUACGGGUUCAACCCGCGCGGGCUCCUGAGCGAGCUUGUUGACGUCUAUCUCAACUUGAUGGAAAAGGAAAACUUCAUCUACGCAGUCGCACGGGACGGCCGUUCCUAUAAACCGCAGAAUUUCGAGAAGGCAGCUGAUAUCUUGCGCAAAUGGGCGCUCAAAUCAGAAGAAGACAUGAUUCGGUGGACGCAACUACAGAAACAGGUGAAGGCGGCCAAGGAAGCAGAUGAUCAGGCCGAGGAGGACCUGGGAGAGAUUCCUGACGAAUUCCUGGACCCUUUGAUGUAUACCCUUAUGGAAGACCCAGUCACUCUUCCUGGUUCAAAGGUGACGGUCGACCGCGCUACUAUUCAGGCACAUCUUUUGAGUGACCCUAACGAUCCCUUUAACCGUGCGCCACUGAAGAUCGAAGAUGUCAUAACAACUGGAAUCUGGAUGGUCGAAAUGUCUGCGUUGGACAUUGUCAAGUCGUUUUUCCCACCAACACCAUGGGCAUAUAGCUGGCAGCUAGGCAUUUUCCAGUGGUUCCCUGCUGCAACCACCCUCCAAUGGCUCAUCAACUACCACCCCGCAGGGAAGUUCUCUCUGCAAAACUCGCGCCUGAACCUCAACGGCCGCUUUGCCUGGUGCCUCAUGGAGCUCGUUGGCCCCGUUCAGCUGCUGCAUAUUCUCGCCACACUGCCGGCGCAGAUGAGCAUCGCCGAGCUGCCGUUCUGGAACAAGGUGGCCGGAGCCCUUUAUGUGAUUCAUUACUUCAACCGGUCCAUUGUGAAUCCGCUGUUUGUUGCGCCGAGUAUCUCACCCGCGAGACUGGAGCUCUUUUUGUUUGCUUGCAUCUUUAACUGGUUCAAUUCUGCUUGUAUUGGAGGCUGGAUUGUCGGUUACGAUAUCGGUUUCUCAGGGUUCAAAGCGAAUGGCGCCCUCUUGAAUGAUCUCCCGCCGUCUCCAGUGCAGCAGAUCGUCCCCUAUUUUGGUUGUGUUCUUUUCGCAUACAGCAUGAUCAAUAACAUCCGCGCCGAGAGGACUCUCUGGCGUCUUCGCCGUGAAGAGGCCCUGCGUCGGGCUGCCAAAAAGAACGACGAGGCAGGCAAAGAGAUCAGCGCAGAGGGAAAGACAAACAUAUAUCACAAAGUCUACGUCAUCCCUCCGGCAAAGGGCCUCUUUAGAUGGAUCCUCUAUCCGCAUUAUUCCUUUGAGUGGCUCGAAUGGAUCGGCUUCAUGCUGGUGGGUCUCGCUGUCUAUCCCGCUGCUCGCUCCGGUGCGCCUUUGACAGAGACUACCCCGUCGAUUACUCUUGCCCCAUGGCUGUGGCCAUUUGCGUCGUUGGCGAACUGGCUGAGAGUGCCGCUCCCAUUGCCUGCUCUUGUCUUUGUACUCAACAAUAUCUUCACUAUGCUGCCCCAGGCACGACGCGGCCGGGAAUGGUAUAUCGGGAAGUUUGGCAAAGACGAUGUCGCUGGCCGGACCGCAAUGACUUUAUUCAGAGGCCAUUUCCAACGACAGGCAAGCAGUCGAACGCGAAAAGCUGAUGCCGAUAGCACUGCACAGCCCUCAAAAAGCGUAUCUCCGAGAAAACGCCCACCAGAAAAUGGUCCUGACAUUGAGCUACGAGAAAUCUUUCGGCAGGCAGUCGAUACCACUACCGGUAACAGCGCUCCGCUAAAGUCACAGCCAUCGUUGUUUCAGAGACUGGUAAAACGCAAAGAAUAUACGACUGGCUUGGAUGGGUUGUCAGACAGCGCUAGUCAAGUCUUGCGUGAAGAUGCUCGAGAAGAGGAGGUGCUCAGUACAGAUCCAGCGAAGAAGACAAGGAGUCGGACACCUGACCUUGUCAGUGAUGGGGGUUACGAUAGCGACGCGCAGUUCAUAUCCAGCCCUCGAUUUUCAAGCCAGAGCUGGGAAUCGCUAAGUGCUCUUGGUUUCCAUCACACUGACAGAACUAGUGCUUCACCACGGAUUCUCGGCUUGUCAGAUAGUGGUCCCAUUCCUUUCCCGAGUUUUGAGCGUCGACGACUGUCUUCUCUGGUUCUUCCAAAAAAAAGAAACGCUGUGGAUCCCUUGGCUGCGAGCAAGCAUCCUUACUCUGUAAGGACAUCAUCGAGUCUGCACCAAGCUCGUGAAUCUCAUACAAGCGAGAACACGCCCAUGGUCGUCUCGGAUUCUGAAACAAAGAGCAAGUUUACCGAGUUGUUCAAUCAUGGGAGACAAGAAGCCACGGGGACAAGAGAUUCGACUAGGAAAAUCAGUAUUGGAUGGAUGUCAGAGGGCAAACGCUAUGGAUAUGGAUACUCUUUUGUUGAAAGCGAGGAAACAGACGUGGCAGCCUUGAGUGAUUCCAAAGAUGCCCAAGUGACAAACACCAAGGAUGAUUUUCCUCUUCUCGACGAGAGUCAAUCCGUCUGGGCCAGCGAUAUCAAAAUCGCGCAUAACAAAGCCGUUGAAUUGCCAGAUGUCAACCCAGAAACAACAGCAGAUACCAGCAGAAAAUCCUCAUGGUCAAGCUUUCCUAGCCACUCAACGGAAGAAAGAAACCACCCAUGCGCAGGUUUUGAGGACGGCGUGAUUGCCCGCGACUUUUGCACCCGCGCCUCGCCAGACUCUGAGCAAACCCGCGCCGAGGAAAAAAGACGUCAAUUGAUUUCCGGUGCCAUCCGCCAGGGAAUCUCCGAUGCCAUGCUCUGCGUUUUCGGUCUUGGGAAAAAAGAGAUUGCCAGGUAUCAUGCAGGCUUAGACAUCAAGGCCGCUCGGCAGUACGACCCUCCAGACCCUCAAUUCGAGACAACCAUCCCUUCACGCAGCUAUGUUCCAAAGGAGGAGCUUGGGGAUCAUCACAUCGAAGCCUGGAGAGUUGCAAGACGAAGAAGAUCCAAGCACCGUCGAGCUAGCACCAUGUCCCAGCCACCAGUAGUAACGCCCGGCGCAUUGGUUCACUCUAAAAGGGACGUCAAAAGUGGGAGUAAUGCCUAUUCUGAGGCCAGCAGUGAUAAUGAUGACCGAUUCCAGCUGUCUACUUUGGCGCAUUCAUUUGUCAGAGAAGAAGUACAUUGA
This is a messenger RNA of Talaromyces rugulosus, 5697 nucleotides long. RefSeq lists its product as uncharacterized. Gene Ontology annotation, molecular function: oxidoreductase activity, acting on the CH-CH group of donors; ubiquitin-ubiquitin ligase activity. Bases 1 to 5697 code for a protein of 1898 amino acids. The record is from RefSeq and is a predicted model, not a curated record. Gene Ontology annotation, cellular component: cytoplasm; nucleus; ubiquitin ligase complex. Gene Ontology annotation, biological process: protein polyubiquitination; lipid metabolic process. NCBI's taxonomy places the organism in Eukaryota, Fungi, Ascomycota, Eurotiomycetes, Eurotiales, Trichocomaceae. The transcript has 9 exons.